This is a messenger RNA of Auanema sp. JU1783, 1083 nucleotides long. NCBI's taxonomy places the organism in Eukaryota, Metazoa, Nematoda, Chromadorea, Rhabditida, Rhabditidae. The record is from the annotation of a GenBank genome assembly.
AUGUCCGAACUGGAAUGCCUUAAAUCUCUUGUUAGUAGCCUUACAGCCGUUGUUUCUAAGCUCGAAAGUGCGGUUCGUGAUAUUCCUGAGUCCAUAACCAAACUCACCAAUCAUAUUGCUGUCGUUGAAUCUAAUGUAAGCUCCCAUGAUACUAGAAUCGCUGAUUUAGAGAAGAAACUUAAUGCUCUCUCUCAAGCUCGUACUGUUAAGCCCAAUGAUCAUUCUGAGAAACCCAAACCUAAUCUUAUUUCUGAAAUUAUUGGGUACCGUGCCGAAGAAAUCAAGUUUUCUGAACGUUCUUGUAAUCUUCUUUGGUUUAAAGUUCCUCUUGCCUUGGCUCCCUCUGAUGAUCGUAUCAAAUCCCUGCUCCAGGCUAUUGCUGUUCUUUCUGGCGAUAAUUUUAUCACCAAUCUCAUUGUUAAGAAUGAAAUACUCGGUAAACGUGCAGUAAACAGCUCUGCAAGUUCCAACCUUGCUUCUCCUAUCAUUGUCUCGUGCCCGUCCAAGGAUAUUCGCGACAAACUCAUCAUUAUUUUACGAACCAAUAAGCCUUUGCAUGAUCCUGUCCUCAGUAAAUCUUAUGUUAGACGUGACUACCUUCCCAGUGAGGUUCACGCUGAGCGACAACUCCGUGCUCAAUGUGUAGCUCUUAACAAAUCUUCUCCCAACCUAGUCCAUUUUGUUAGAGAUUUCAAAAUCAUUAGUAGAACCAGAACCUCUACUACAUCUCAGUUUACUAAUGACACCAUGCCUGCUGAAUCCCCAGUUAUUCAGUCUUCUCCUGUUGAGACAGCGGAUCCUGUUGUACCUGCUGCUACUUGUUCACCUUCUAUCUUAUCACCAGACACGAAUAUCAAUAAUGUCAGGGAAGUCUGCACCACCGAACCCCCUGCUAAACUCACCCGCAAUCUCAAUACUUCUAAGACUCGAGUAACAUCAAACAUUUCAACAACACAUCAGGUUGAACAAAGAUUUCGUAAAACAUCAGAGCUUCGUCGUUCAACGUCCUUACCGAGAUCCUCUACGAAAAACUGCAAAUUAAUCUCUGAUGCGCUUGAUCUCUGUCAAAACUCCUUUCGAUAA